Misgurnus anguillicaudatus (oriental weatherfish) is the source of this 833-nucleotide messenger RNA. The record is from RefSeq and is a predicted model, not a curated record. NCBI's taxonomy places the organism in Eukaryota, Metazoa, Chordata, Actinopteri, Cypriniformes, Cobitidae.
CAACUUCCAAGGAACUACACAGGAAGAAUAUAAGUUCAGUUUGAUAGUGUCUGACUGUCAAAGACCAGAAAUGUCUUAUGCGAUCUAUCACAAUACGCCAGAUAAUAUGAUUCAUGGAAUGGACGAAGAGAGAAAGGAGAUGAUAUGUGAGAGUGAAGAUGACUUCAGGACACAGAGAGACUUCGAUACAAACAGACAACAACCACUUCAGUCUACAGGAAGUGAGUAUGUAAGGAUGAGAAGAUACAGAUCAGUUUCAGUGUGUUUGGUGCUGCUGUGUGUUCUUCUACUGACUGCAGUCAUAGUGCUGUGUGUGAAGUUCACAAAGGAAACAAAGAUCGAGAUUCCUGAACAAGACCAGCGCCCACAUAAACCCGAAUGGAUAACACACAAGCUCAGUUCUUACUACAUUUCAUCUGAGUGGAGAAACUGGAGCGAGAGCAGACAAGACUGUUUACAGAGAGGAGCAGAUCUACUGAUCAUAAACAACAAAGAGGAACAAGACUAUAUUAUACAAGUUACCAGUGCAAACCUUGUUUGGAUUGGUCUCACUCUUCGUAAGGAGGAAGGGUCUUGGAAUUGGGUUGAUGGCACCAACAUGACCUUUGUGUUCUGGAGACCUGGGGAACCCAAUAACAAAGUAUUAAAUGAGGAUUGUGCUGUAUCACAGUACGGCUGGUCCGACUAUCCAUGUCAUUUCACUUUUGUGUGGAUUUGUGAGAAGGGAUUAGAAGUUUAACAAACUCAAUUUUGUGUACAUAAAGUAAACACAUCCAAAGUGAACACUCUUAGGCCCUGUUCGCAAGUACACGGGUAUUUUCAAAACUGUACAC